Molecule: messenger RNA, 3621 nt
Organism: Anolis carolinensis (green anole)
Lineage: Eukaryota; Metazoa; Chordata; Lepidosauria; Squamata; Anolidae
Gene: map2k4
Product: mitogen-activated protein kinase kinase 4
Exons: 13
Coding region: 205-1494 (429 amino acids)
Biological process (GO): protein phosphorylation; MAPK cascade
Molecular function (GO): JUN kinase kinase activity; ATP binding
Source: RefSeq, a predicted model, not a curated record
CGUGAUGCCGUGAGGGCGGGAGGGAAACGGCAGCGAGUUUCGCGGACUGAGGCCUGAGGGAGCCCGUGCGCGAGGGCACGAGAGAGGGCGCGAGGGAGGGCGCGAGGCGAAGGGGGCCGUUCUCUGUCGCCGCCGCCGCCUCCUCCUCCUCUGCUGCAUUGCAGCCUCCCUCCCUCCCUCCCUCGGCGUCUGAGGCGCUGCACAAUGGCGGCUCCCGGUCCUGGCCCUGGCCCUGGCUCCGGGCCCCAAGCGGCGGCGCACACCACCGUCAGCAGCAUGCAGGGCUUUCAGAUAAACUUCUGUGAAAAAGCACAAAGUAAGCGCAGAGCACUGAAGCUGAAUUUUGCAAACCCACCUUUCAAAUCCACAGCACGAUUUACUUUAAACCCCGGAGUUCCUUUUCAGAAUCCACACAUUGAUACUCAAGCAACAAUGGGUAGUAAUCACAUUGCCCCGUUCACUUUCAAAAGGAGAGAAGCGGAGAUGAUCGUGAAACUUUCCAGCAGGCUACAAGAAAGACUGAGAACACACAGCAUUGAAUCAUCGGGAAAGUUGAAGAUUUCCCCUGAACAGCAUUGGGACUUUACGGCAGAGGACCUGAAAGACCUUGGAGAAAUUGGACGAGGAGCUUAUGGUUCUGUCAACAAAAUGGUCCACAAACCAAGUGGACAAAUUAUGGCUGUUAAAAGAAUUCGGUCAACAGUGGAUGAAAAGGAACAGAAACAGCUUUUAAUGGAUCUGGACGUAGUUAUGCGAAGCAGUGACUGCCCAUAUAUUGUUCAGUUUUAUGGAGCACUAUUCAGAGAGGGUGACUGUUGGAUCUGUAUGGAGCUCAUGUCUACCUCGUUUGAUAAAUUUUACAAAUAUGUAUAUAGUGUAUUAGAUGACAUUAUUCCAGAAGAAAUUCUAGGCAAAAUCACUUUAGCUACUGUGAAAGCACUAAACCACUUAAAAGAAAACUUGAAAAUCAUUCACAGAGAUAUUAAACCUUCCAAUAUUCUUCUGGACAGAAAUGGAAAUAUUAAACUCUGUGAUUUCGGCAUCAGCGGACAACUUGUAGACUCUAUUGCCAAAACCAGAGAUGCAGGGUGUCGGCCGUACAUGGCACCAGAAAGGAUAGACCCCAGUGCAUCCAGGCAAGGUUACGAUGUCCGCUCCGAUGUCUGGAGCUUAGGGAUUACAUUGUAUGAGCUGGCCACCGGACGGUUCCCCUAUCCCAAAUGGAAUAGUGUAUUUGAUCAACUGACACAAGUAGUCAAAGGAGACCCACCUCAGCUGAGUAAUUCAGAUGAACGGGAGUUCUCCCACAGUUUUAUAAACUUUGUCAACUUGUGCCUUACAAAGGACGAGUCCAAACGGCCAAAGUAUAAGGAGCUUCUGAAACAUCCCUUCAUUCUAAUGUAUGAGGAGCGAACGGUAGAUGUUGCGUGCUAUGUUUGUAAAAUCCUGGAUCAAAUGCCAGCAACUCCCAGCUCUCCCAUGUAUGUUGAUUGAUACUGCUGCUACAUCAGAACUCUAGGGCAAAGUGCUGAGAGCGAAAUGUACAGAACCUUCACCCCCCAUAUUGCAGUGUUUUAAUGCUCGUCCAGACACCAUGUGCAAUAAUGUUGGUGUUUUUCUUCCAUUCUGUCUGUAUAUUAUUAUCACUUAAAAAGUGCAUCCAUGUAAUAUCUGAUCACACACAGUGUUAGUGUCAGUCAAAGAGAGACGUCAUUUUGCUCUUUUUGUGGACAUAUUCAUGAAAUGUGGAAAUAAUAACCUUUUAUUUGUUGACCAUGAUUGGAUAAGACCUAGAAGUUGUUUUCUAGAUUCAGAGACUUCUCAGCAGCUACUGGAAUGAUUUUCUUCUCUCAAACUCUUCCAAUUAUUACAGAUAACUUAAAAGAAAGGAAGUUAGGCAUUGGUUUGUCUGAUUCUGAACAUAAAGAAACUCUGCCUGGGAAAAGAAGAACUUGUGCAGCCAAAUGAGCUACUUUUAACUUCUGGUGCCAGAAAAAGGCAAACAGGGGAUAAUAUAUAAAUAUAUAUAAAUAUAUAUAUUUUCUUCACGAAGUGCAAUAGAUUGAUUGAUUUGAAGUUCUGUUUUUCAGUCACAGUCUAUGUUUUAAAGACAGUGUGGUUCAGCAGAACUUCCAUGUUUUUGGGGAGGUGUGGGCAGAAGAUGCGAUCAUGUAAAAUGGACUAUGUUAUUACCAAAAAUAUAAAUAAAUAAAACAAAAGACAUGCAUUGAAAGAGGCUAACAGUUAAAACUCGUGAGAGAUGGAAAAUACUGUAUUCUUUCAUUUUCCAAGUAAGCCAUUUGAUAGAACUAGGUGUCCUGAAAAUUGUUACCUGGUGAGGUAAGACUUUGACCUGAGGAAAUAUUAAACUACUCAAUUGAAUUUAACUGGCUUAUGACCCCUGAUUUCUAAUUUUGUAAUUCUUGUUAACUGGCUAAACUUCUACAUUUCAAAAUGCACUGGACAACCUGAUGUUGUUAAGAGCCAUGUUACAUUAUUAAUCCAUAAAUAUUUAUAAUUCACUUCCAUUAAAUGUUGUUCUCCAAAUGCAUAAUCUAGACUCCUCACACAGAGUUCUCGGUGUGCUUUGGAUCUUCUUCAUAUUCUGAUAACUGCUAUCAGAUCAAAUACGUUGAAUAGUUUGAGUCCCAAAACAAUCAUAAGGAUGCUAAAUAUGUUGAAUAUAAUUUAUGGAUGAAUUAAGACCCUCUGUAAAUGUUUAUUUUUUAUCAGAGGAAUUGCCAAACAAAAUAAUAAAUGAGAGAACUGAAAUGUUAAAUCAUUCAAAAGUAUUUGUCUGAAAGAAAAACUGUAGAAAUUGUAUUGCCAGAUCAAGGAGGAAAAUCUUUAAACAAUUAUUAGUGUUUGGGUCACCCAGUGAAAAAUUAACUUGUAAUAAAAGGAAGAGGAAGUGGAUGUGCACUUGGAAUAACCCAAAGCUCCUUGGAGUGCCAUAGUCUUACAUGUAAGACUAUGUAUGACUCGGUCAGUAAAAUAAGUGAUAAGACAUCAUUUCUGUAACCAGGUAACUCACAUCUAGCUUAUCAACUGGUUGAUAGGCUCUUACAGAAAAACUAUCAAUGCAACAUGAUCAACUGGAUGGGAAUCAGUUAUGAGUUUCCCAACAGCGUGAUUUCUUCCUUGUAACCCCCUUAUGGGGCGGGCAACUAGCCUAGUCUGGAGACUUCCAACCUGCACAUGCCAAACUCCUGGUGGUUAUUCCUUUUCUCUGCCAAAACCCUGGAUAGUCUCGAUAGCUGUAUCUUCUUUCCCAUUCAACUCUAAUGUAUUUUGGUAGAGCACUUCCAUUCAGUCAACCAGGAAAUGGAGUUAGCUUCCCUUUAAGGCUUAAUCGAUGACUAAGAUGAAGAUGGACAAUUCUAGCAUCAUCAUAGAUUGUUAUAAUAUACUCUUUAAGGGUGCAACAUUUAUAUUACAGUGUAUGUUUAUAAAGAUGUAUAGUGUUCAGAAGCUGUGAAAAUAGUGUAAGAACUGUACAUUGUGAGCUCUGGUUAAUUUUUUUUCUUGUACCAUAGAAAAAUGUAUAAAAGUUUAUUGAGAAGCUGAUGUGCAGGGAUAUUGCCUUAUCAUCUGUAAGUAAAAUGGAGUUUGACAACUUGA